This is a messenger RNA of Helobdella robusta, 1953 nucleotides long. RefSeq lists its product as hypothetical. The transcript is spliced from 3 exons. The record is from RefSeq and is a predicted model, not a curated record. Bases 1 to 1953 code for a protein of 650 amino acids. NCBI's taxonomy places the organism in Eukaryota, Metazoa, Annelida, Clitellata, Rhynchobdellida, Glossiphoniidae.
AUGAAAGAACUUUUUUUAAUGGAGGAAGCUGAGCUGAUAGACUACAUCAUAGUUCCAUUGAAGAAAUCCUUUCUACUCAAAUACGAAAUUGAUGAAGUAUUUUUACACGAACAAUUCGACUUUGGGACCGUUGAAAUUUUAAAGAAAGAUGGCGCUGGUGAUAAAAUCUUCUUGAAGGGUAAAAUAGAGGAAUUGGAAAAUUUGAGAUCUAAACUUUUGGUAAUCAAAAAAGAAAGAGAUGACGCUUUUUCCAAUAGGAAAAGGCUGGAAAAAGAACAAGACAAAAGUACAAAAACGAAAAAAAAAACUAAGGAAAGCCGUGGUGACGCAAAGAAGUUGAGACCCAGAAAAAAAGAAAAAUUACACAACUACGAUGAUGACAAUAACGAUGAAGAAGUUGAUCGGAUAAUUGCUGAACUUGAAGGCAACAACAAUACGUACAACAACAACAACAACAAUAUGGACAACAACAACAUGGACAACAACAACAACAAUACGGACAACAACAACAACAAUAUGGACAACAACAACAUGGACAACAACAACAACAAUACGGACAACAACAACAACAAUAUGGACAACAACAACAACAAUACGGACAACAACAACAACAAUAUGAACAACAACAACAACAAUAAUAAUAUAAACAUCAACAACACCAAUAAUAACAACGACACCGACAAAAAGAAUAAUGACGAUAUCACAACAGCUACUUCUGCUACUGCUGCUGCUGCUGUUCUUGCAUCUAUUGAUGAAAAUGUUGGUGAUGAUGUUAGCGUUGCUGGCACCAAGAGCUACGAGAACAGCAAUAACGCUAACACCGAUGAGAAUGAUGAUUUUCAAAUUUUGCAACCACAACAACAACCCGACCAGGAAAUUCUAUUGGAUCAACUACUGCAAGCAAUCCAACAACUACAACAACCACCACUAACAUUUCUAGAACUCUUGCCACUUGCCCAGCAAUCGUUUGCAACGCCAUGGCAAUCUUAUCCACAACCAGACCAACAACAACAGCAACAACAGCAGCAGCAGCAAUCAACUCAAAUGUUCAUGAUGCAGCUGUUGAAAACUGCACAGCUCAGCAAAAACUUUCAACAUUUAACAGCAAAUUUGCAACUCCUAAUUGACUUGCAACUGAAUCAACAUCGACUGCAAAACAGGCAAAAGAUGCAAGAAAACACAAAAAUUGACGGAGAAUUCGAACAACAACAACAACAACAACAACUUAUUCAACACGAACAGCCAGACUCACUCGUCAGCGUUUCUACAUUCAAAAUGAAUGUGAGCAGAAAUAACGUUGAAGACAUCACAGAAUCAUUCAUGAAACUUAACAUCAUUCCCAACAACAACAACAACAAGAACGACAACAACAACAACAACGACGACAACAAAGACGACAACACCGAUAACAACAAUAACAGUAACGACGAUGACGGUGCUAAUACUACAGAAUCAUUCAUGAAACAUAACAUCAAUCACAACAACAACAACAACAACAAAAAUCACAACAACAACAACAGCAAUCACAACAACAACCACAACAACAACAACGAUAACAACUAUAACAGUAACGGCAAUGACGGUGCUAACGCUACUAACAAUAAUGAUGAAAAUAUUUGUCUGAGUGAUAGCAACGUACUUGCUUAUACCAAUGACAACGAUUAUGAUAAAAAUACCAACACUGCUACUACUACUACUACUACUACUAAUAAUAAUAAUAAUAACAAUAACGAUGAUGAUAACAAUAUAAACAACAACAACAGCAACAACAACUACAUCAAUCACAACAACAGCAGCAACAACAACAACUACAUCAAUCACAACAACUACAUCAAUCACAACAACUACAUCAAUCACAACAACAACAAAAGUGAUGACAACGAAAGUGGAGGCAUUAUAACUCUCAAUGAUAAAGAAAAGGAAUGUGGCUUUGAAAAGUUUAAUCAGCAAUAA